AAAUUUUUUAUCGUAGCUGGAAUGGCGUGAUUUUUAGCGUAAAAUUUUAAUUUUAUUUACAGUUUUAUACCGGUUAAAAUUUUAAUUUUUCCCCUAAUAUUUUCCUGAAAAUAUUAAGUUAUCAUGUGUUUGAAGGAGCCGCUAUAAACAGUAUAAUUUAGUUAAUUUAUGGUUGUGAUAAAAAAGUGCAAAUGUUUAAUUACAAAUAUUUAACUCGAGAUCAUCUCGAGGGUUUCGACAAUUACAAGUAUAUGUCGAAGGAUACAAGCCCCCUAAGUGUGUAUGUGAUGCAUCCGUUCUGGAAUAAAGUGGUUGAGCUCGUACCAAGAUGGGUAGCUCCAAACGUCCUAACCUUCGCGGGGUUCCUCCUAACAGUUGUAGAUUUCAUUCUGCUCUCAUACUAUGACUACGAUUACGCAGCGGCCAGCGCUAGGGUCAAUGGGACCUCCACUGAACCCUUGAAUGGCCACACUGAGGUCAUCCCGCAGUCCUUAUGGUACCUGCUGGCCGUGUUCUUGUUCCUGGCUUAUACUUUAGACGGUAUAGACGGCAAGCAGGCCCGCCGCACGCAGACCUCUGGUCCCCUGGGCGAGCUGUUCGACCAUGGACUCGAUUCGUACUCCGUAUUCUUCAUACCGGCCUGCCUUUACUCCAUAUUUGGCCGGCUGGACUUCUCCAUUCCGCCUAUAAGAAUGUAUUACAUAAUGUGGAAUCUACUCCUAAACUUCUAUUUAAGUCAUUGGGAGAAAUACAACACAGGCGUGCUGUUUCUGCCCUGGGGCUACGAUUUUAGCAUGUGGGCAUCCACAUUUUUCUUUAUGUGGACGGGCGUGAAGGGGACGGCAUAUUACAAGAAAUAUAUAUUCGGAAGUUACACACUGGCCAACGCGUUUGAGUGGGUCAUAUAUGGGACGGGGGUCCUCACCAAUUUGCCAGUCGCUUUAUAUAAUAUUCAGGAAUCAUACAAGCUGCGAACGGGCAAGAUGCGAUCACCUCUGGAAGCAAUACGGCCUCUGUGGUCGAUUUUAGGCAUUUUCAUUGUAUCCAGCUUUUGGGUCCAUAAAUCAUCACUGGUCGAUGAUGACCCCAGAAUGGUGUUCUUGUUAAUUGGAAGCCUGUUCAGUAAUGUUGCUUGUCGGCUGAUAGUCAGUCAGAUGAGUAAUCAGCGCUGCGACUCAACCAACUGGCUGGUGUACCCGCUGGCUCUCAGCGCUGCGACGUCCUUGCUCUACCCGAGAUACGAACCCACUGUCUUCUACACGGUGACCGGCUUUGUGGUCUGCGCCCAUGUGCAUUAUGGCGCUUGUGUGGUACGACAAAUGUGCGACCACUUCAGAAUAAACUGUUUCCACAUAAAACAGCGCGCAGAUUGACUCUUAGAGGACAAUGUGUGCUAGAAACAUAACAUUAACAUACAUACAGUAAUAAUCUUAAUAUGGGAAUAUUUUAACCAUUGUCAGAACUUCUGAAUAUGAGAAAAAUUAAAAAAAAAAACAAUUUUUAUUGUUUAUAACUUUUAUUGGACAUACCAAUAUAGAUAUUUUUUUAAUUAAAAACUGGUGCCGUUCAUAUGGUCCCAGUUAAAUUUCUUCUAACAAUUUGAAAACGGUUCAUGUUUUUUUUUAUAAUACAUGUCUGUUGGAAAGAGAGGGAGAUGCACUAUUUUUCUUUGUCUAACACGUAUUGCAUAAACACCAGUAAUAAUAGUAUAAGUGUUAAAUAGCCAGGAUAAAUAAAUAAAGAAGUAACCUUAAAAAAUAAUUAUAUUAACAAAAGGAACUGUCUCAUGACUUUUCAAAUUAAUGUAACAUUCGAAACAAAAUCUCGUUUAAUUCAUUUAAUUUGUCACUCACUAUUCCCAAAUAAAGAUUUUUAAUGUAUAUUCAAAAUAGAAUACUUCAGAACACCGCUAAAAACUACGUGAAUACUCAGCCUAUUUUCCAAAACUAAAACAUGCCAGUUUAAUGUUAUGUUAUUUAUAAAGAUAGUGUACAUUUAUUUUGUAAAUUUGCAUUGUGUACACGUCUUUAUCCCAUGGGCUCAUAGCACGCAUUGUCUUUACCUAGGAAUCAUUUUAAUUUAAGCUAAUUAUUUUAAUUUUAUUAAGCAUAUAAUUAUUUUACACUUUGACACCUAGUUGGAACACAUUUCCACUUAUAUUUAGUGAAGAACACUAUCACAACUUAAUGAUUAUGUUAUGUGUAUUUUAUAUUUACUUUACUUAAUUUUUAAGUUGUGAAUAGGAAAAUAACUUAGUGGACAAGUUGCAUAUUAUAGCAAUAUAACUUAGUCACAUCAGCUGUGUUUAUAUUUUACGUUGAUUAAAACUUUUUUUUGAUUAUAGUUGUUCUAUUUUGUAAACAUUCUUUAAUUAAUUAUUAAUGUCUAUAUCCUUUACUUAUUUCUUAUAGAAUGUUUACUAAAUAAAUCAUUAAAAAUAAACUUAUUGUAAUAUCAAUUUUAAGUUGCACAUUUUACCUUCAAAUUCUCAGAUUUGACCUAAAUUUUAAGAGCCAUUGUUUUUCUGUUUUAUUUUGAAACAAGUAUAUAAAAAUAACUCAUAUUUAUAUAUCUUGCACACCCUAUUAAUCGUGUUUUAUCCGACUAUUUGAAGGCAUCUUACAAAUCAAUCAUUAUUUUUAUAAAAAUACUCACCUCAUUUUUUGUAUUAAUUAUAAUUUAACAUUUAAUGUGCACUAAAAAACAAAGCAUGUGAAUACAUGCUAGCGCCUUAUUUACUAAUUUAAAAGCAAUUUCAUAUUGUACAUCAUACUCUGUGGUAUUUUUAUAAUAUAAAAUUACAAUUUCUAACUUAAGAUAAUUGGCAACUCUAUGUAAAUAUUAUUUUUUCGCCCAAAAUAAAAAUGACCUCCAUUAAAUUAUGAGAGAAUAAUUCUAAAUACAUCAAUAUUAAUAGAAGAAUAAUGAACGCAGUUUGUCUUUAAAAUGUAGAUAAAUGAAAUAGAUAGCAGUUAUAAUAAUAGACUAGCCAUUGUGUAGAUAGCUUGUUAUAAUGAAGUCUAGCCUCACUGUGCUUUUGCACGCAUAAGUAUUGUUCAUAAAACAUUAUUUUCGUACAGUUUAUUAAAGACUAUAAUUUAUUUUAAGUACAAUGAAUUAACUCUGUAUGGCCAUAGCUAUAUAUCAUAAUAUAAUGGUAUCCAAUUUGCAUGACAUGCAUACUUGAAAGCAAAUAUUUGAUAGAAUCUCACAUCAAUACUAACGACCCUGGAUUAUUAGACUAUAGUACGGGGAUCGCGUUCAAGUCCAAUGGUGAAAGAAUUUGUUACUUUUAGUCCAGUAGUUCCUCAGAUAAUUGCGUUCAAACAAAGAAUAUCUUUAGCUUUAUAUUAUCAUUCAGAUUAACAUACAAAUAUUUAAAUUAUUUUUUAGGACACUAGUAAUAUUUUUAGCUACGGAUUUCCAAAACACUGUUUGAUCAAACUGCAUGUCAUGCAAAUUGGACAGAACAGUCAUUUAAAGUAUUCCAUGUAUAUGUGUAAGAAACUACUUUUUGAAAACAGUUCUUCCUAACAUGCCUUCAUAGUCUUAUUUAGGUAGAACAUUCAUCACUAAAAGAAGCAAGUACAGAUAAUUUUUGUUUCUGAUAAAAGAAAAAAGUUAAGCAAGUGAAAUACAGAUUCAUAAUUUUAGGCAAGAUUAAAAAAAGUGCAAUUUUUCCAAUUGUAUUUGACACUCGAUACAUCAAAUAAAACUCGGACUUAAGAGCAGCCCGGACUUGUAACUCUUACUUGGGUUGAAAUCAUGUUUUUUAUAUCAUGACGCAUUCUAUUGCAAAGAUAUGAUAGAAAUCUAUGAGUAAGCAUUUUCAACAUGAUAGAUAAUAAUUUCUAUUCUAAAUAUAAAUUGAUUAUUUUUUAUUCAAUAUUUAUAACACAGCUCUACAAUUCUGGUUUCUUUUUUGUUUUGCCCUGGAUAUUUUUGCAAACAUUUAUGUUUAUGAGUGCCUAAAUCACAAACAUAUUCAUGAAAGUAUUGAAUGUGCUGUUUUUUUACGAUUUUUUCGUAUCUUGUAUUUUGAACAAUUAAUUACUGCUGGUCUACCCUAAAAAUUAUAAAAGAAAAGCUUUUAAUAAGCGUUUUAUGGAAAUUUACCAUUUUUUCCUCUCUAUUUACUUCAAUAUAUCAUAUUUACUCCGAAAAAACCUGACAUUAUAAAUAUAUAUUUUUUUUAGUUUCUUGAAUUCCAAUUUUUCUAAUUUAAAAUGAAUAUUGAAGAGAAAACGAGAGCAAAUCUUACAAAACCAUUAAUAAUUUUAUGAAUUGUGAACACAAUACACCAAAAAUCAAUCUCUUAUCUUGGGCAACAAAAUGACUGCAGACCAGUGUAAUUCUAUUGUAUUAUACUUGCUUAAAACUGUUAUAUAAACAGUAAUAAAAAAAAUGUUGUAAAUCAAGGCAUAAUAUAGCAUUAUUAAUUAUAUAUACAUAAAUUAUAUCAUAACAAAAUAGCAAAAGGUGCUUUGAUAUACAACUUAUUUCAGAUGUACCUAGUUACCUGGGGUAUCCAAAUUAUAAGAUGUAGUCUGUUGCUACUUGCUUCCAAAAUCUCACUAUCUUUGGCCAAUAAAUUCAUUGGACAUGGCUUAGCAACACAUUGUAUUUUUGUGAGAAAAUAAAACUAUUCAGUCAAUA
Messenger RNA from Zerene cesonia (dogface butterfly), 4656 nucleotides. Its product is annotated as ethanolaminephosphotransferase 1-like. Gene Ontology annotation, cellular component: Golgi apparatus; endoplasmic reticulum membrane. The transcript has 9 exons. The record is from RefSeq and is a predicted model, not a curated record. Gene Ontology annotation, biological process: phosphatidylethanolamine biosynthetic process. Gene Ontology annotation, molecular function: ethanolaminephosphotransferase activity. The coding region runs from base 192 to 1373 and encodes 393 amino acids. Lineage: Eukaryota; Metazoa; Arthropoda; Insecta; Lepidoptera; Pieridae.